Beta vulgaris subsp. vulgaris (sugar beet) is the source of this 7006-nucleotide messenger RNA. RefSeq lists its product as hypothetical. The record is from RefSeq and is a predicted model, not a curated record. NCBI's taxonomy places the organism in Eukaryota, Viridiplantae, Streptophyta, Magnoliopsida, Caryophyllales, Amaranthaceae. The transcript has 16 exons. The coding region runs from base 335 to 6685 and encodes 2116 amino acids.
UCUACUCUUAUUCACUCAUUUCUUUCCCUUUGACUCCCUUCCCUUUGCUUUCCCCAAAUUUUUUCCCCGAUUCAGCAUUUCAUCGAAAACGACACACAUAUUUUCUCUCUCCUCUCACUUACUUUCUCUCUCAUCUUCUCGUUUUCGCCGGAGUUUUCGUCGGAGCUAUUUUUGGAAGGCUCUAGUUCCGAGGUCGGUGAAUUAGGGUUUCUCAUUUGCUAUUUUUGGUAGAGCUGAUGAACGUUCGAUUAACGGAGUUUUGAAUCAAAACGGGUAGGAUUUCGUCGCCGAAUGGAGGGAGGUAGCGUCUCUACUGCCUUAUUUGUUAUGGGAUAUGCCAAUGGAUUAUGAUGACAAUGAUACUUCGCGCCAUAAUCUUCAGUUAGCUGGUGAAGGUAGAACUAGAUCUUCUUCUGUAUUAAGACCAUAUGAUUUUCCUAAGUUCGAUUUUGAUGACACUCUCCAAGGACAUUUGAGAUUUGAUAGUUUAGUUGAAACUGAAGUUUUCUUGGGUAUCCAAAGUCAAGAAGAUAACCAGUGGAUAGAAGAUUUCUCCCGAGGCAGUAAUGGAAUGGAGUUCAAUCCAACUCCAGCUGAUUCAUGUUCAAUUUCUAGACGAAAUAAUGUCUGGUCUGAGGCAACGUCGUCCGAAUCCGUUGAAAUGCUUUUAAAAUCUGUUGGUCAGGAAGAGAUGAUACCUGGGACGUCCAUUACACCGGAGUCGGAUGUCACUGAUGAUCAAGGUAGCCUGAGUAGACAUGUUGAAACGAGUAAUGAACCACAAGAGAGAAAUGUUGUAAACUCUGACACCACAUUACUGCCAGAUGAAGUUCUUAAAGAUUAUCCCGCUUCAAGUAGGCACAGAGAAGAGCUGCUGGAGAACCCUAUAUCCACUCUUGCAGAGGACAAAUCUAUAUGUCAAAAUUCUAGUAAUUUCAAUGAAAGUGCCUUGUGCAGAAUUGGUGGGAAAUCGACAAAUGAAGGUAAACAUUCUUUUCAUGAUAAAUGUGCUGGUGAAAAUUUAGAGGAAUCAAAAGCAACGAUUGAGAAGACUAAGAAUUCAGGAGAUGUAGGUGAUGCUCUGGGAUUUUCAAGUAUUGACAAUGUUAAUCCCAAUAUUGAGAUCCUCAGCACUUCAAAAGUCUCUCAUCAAGAUAAAUACAAUGGUUCUCAUGAAAGCUGCAUUGGUGAUGUACAAGAAAAGCAUGAUUCCACCCAGACAGCACCAGAAGACACUGCGAUUUUGGAUGGAACGGUAGGUGUCAGUAGUGUACACAUUUGUACUACAAGCAGUUCUCUAGGUUCGGUUCGUGAGUCUGAAAGGGACAAUCAGGAAGCAACCCUUGAUUCUAUCAGAGAGUCUACAGAUACUUUAGUUAAGACAGAUUCUGAGCCGAAAUCGUCUGAAGAAGACGAUAGGAACACCUCAUGCACCACUUCGAUUCAGACUUCAAGAUAUGUAGAAAUUCUGGCUAUAAGUAAUGAGAAGAAUGAGCCAUUGAACGUGUCUCAGGGUGGAUCAUCUAUGGAUGGAGUUACCCAGCAUUCGGCUGAGUUGGGCAACUUCAGUUCUGCACGUUGUGCAAGUACUGAACAAAUGAUAGAUCCUUGUGUGGAGUUGGCUCAGAAACGAGACAGUGACAAUAUGGAAGAUGUAUCAGCAAUUCCUUCUCCCGUGCUUUCCCUGGAAGACAAUAAAGUUUCUACUGAAAGGGGUGAUGGUAUUGGUGAGACUAAUACUGGUUAUUCAGCUGAUAUGGCCGUGCUAUCUUCUGCUGCUGAAUACAAGCAUAACAAAAGACUUGAAGGAUGCUGUAAUGAUUCUAUGGGUACUGAAGAGGUUUCUGGGGCAAAUUUAGUUGCUAAUGAUAUGGAUGUCUCCAUUCAAGUGAUUCAUGGAAGCAUAGUUCAGAGGCAGGAUGAUUUUCCUGAAAGUGAGAAGGAUAUUUGUAAAACUAAAGAGGCAGAUAAACAAAUUUCUAAUGACCUCGAGAAUAUGGAUUCUGAGAAUAUUGGAACAGUGAAAAAUGACUAUAGAAUUGAAUCGUUAGAAGAAGGCGAAGGGGUUGAAGGUAAUAGUACCGUUCACAUGCAGCCUCCAACUUCUGGUGAACCGGAAUCAGUAAACAUUGUUUCUCCUCCUGCAACAAUCAAUGCUUCAGCUUUACUAGCUGAUCAGCUUGAGGUGGAUCCCAAUGCUCUUGUAUCCUUUGACCGGGAUGAAGCUGGAACGAAGAAAUUUUAUGGUGCAAAUUCAGGAGCUGAAGGUGACAAUGCUAAGGUUGAAUUUAGUGUGGCUGAUGGUACUGUCGAGAUCCCACAUUCUAAAAUGUCUGCAAAGUCUCAGCAACCUGUGGAAAAAGUUGACGACGUUUGCAGUAGUGUACCUUUAUCGAUGGGAGCUGUAAACUCCUUAUCCUCGGAUCAUCCACUGGUUAACCCAAGUUGCAACAAUGUAAUUGUGAAGGAUAGUGGUGAGGAUCAUGAGAAAGCAAUGACUAAGGUGGAAGAACAGGAUGCUGCACAGAACGCAGAGAUUGAUAAGGCUUCCUGUGGUUCUCCGACCAUCAUAAGCUCAAGUGAGCUUUCACUAGCGGAGAAGGACAAUCAAGAGGAAGGUAGAAGCUAUCAGGUCACUAAUGACUUUGUCAAAGAUAUUCAGUUCAAUUCAGAGGACCUGAAAAUGAAAGAUUUAGCGGGAGAUGAUAGCAGCUUCACAUUUAAAGUCAAUGCCUUGCCAGUUACAAGUGAUGGAGAACCUGGAAAGAAUUGGUCUCCCUUCCCUGAUGUUGAAAAAUGCAAGGUUGUGGAGGAGACUGCACCUUCUGGCAAAGGUAAGAUGGAAAGAACGCCGUCACAGAAAACUCCCCGAAAGAAUGCUCGAGCUUCUGAUUUAGAAAGUGGACCCGGGACAUCUAAAGGUACUUCUGAACGCAAAGGACGUCGGGGAUCUGGCAAAGGAACGGGGAAGGAGAAUGUCAAGAAGGAGAGUCAAUCCAAGGGCCCAAAGGGACCAAUGCAGGAGAACACAUCCAUAAACGAGAAAGUUUCCAGUGUUUCGUUGAGCACACCUAGUAGUAGUCCACAUGUUCAGUUUGGGCAGGUGCAGCCCUAUGGGAUUAUCGAAGCAAGUAACAAAAAAGUUUCUGGUGUUCUCCCUGUUCCUACGUCAAGUCUACCAGAUUUGAAUACUUCAGCUUUAAACAAUAGCACCACUUCAUCUGCCACAUUUCGGCAGCCUUUCACUGAUUCGCAGCAAGUUCAAUUGCGGGCACAGAUCUUUGUUUAUGGAUCUCUGAUUCAAGGAACUGCUCCUGAUGAGGCUUGUAUGGUUUCCGCGUUUGGGCCGUCUGGUGACGGAGGACGUAGCACUUGGGAACCAAUUUGGCGAGUUGCUGUUGAAAGGGUUCGAAUUCAAAAGUCUAACUCCGUGGCUGUCGAAACACCUUCCCGUUCACAGUCAGGUGCUAGGGCCUCUGAUGCUAUUAAACAAGGCUCACAUUCAAGCAAAGUGCUAGCAACACCUGUGAGUAGAACCAGCAAUAAGGAUACCCCGGCAGCAGUUUUAAACCCUUUAAUUCCUCUGUCAUCACCACUUUGGAAUAUUUCUACACCUUCUCGAGAUAGUUUGACAUCAAAUGCGAUGCAUAAAGGUCCUGUUGUAGAUAUCCAGCAACCAGUGACACCUGUGCAUUCUUAUCAGACUCCACCAAUAAGGAAUUUUGCUGGCCACCCAUCUUGGCCUUCUCAAACAUCCUUCCCUAGCCCCUGGUUGGCCUCUCCCCAAACUGCGGCCUUUAGUUCAAGUGUUCGAUUUCAUCCUGUGACUAUGACGGAAACAGUGAAACUAACUCCUGUUAAAGAUACUCCAGUGAUGUUAACUUCUAGUGUGAAGCAUACAGCUUCCAGUCCUGCUGUUCAAGCUGCAAGUCCCAGCCCGGUAUUGGGAGGAGUUUCUCCAUUGAGUGACCCAAAAAUGGUUGCCUCAUCUGAGCAGCGUUCUGUUGAUUCGAAGCCUAGGAAGAGAAAAAAGGUUCCUGCUUCUGAUAAUCUCCCUGUCUCCUUAAUCUCUGCAGCUCAAACAGAAGCCGUGGUGAUUUCAGAUGUCGCUACUCUUCCAACCUCACAUCUAGGUGUUUCAGCUCCUGUUUUCCGGGCUUCAGAUGCUAUCUUGAGUAAACCUGCUGCUGAUGCUUCCAUUGAUCAUUCUACAAAAGCUGAUCCAGGCACAGUAAGAGCUGUCGCUUGUUCAGAAGAGACAUUGAGUAAGGUUGCAGAAGCUAAGAGUCAGGCAGAGGAUGCUGCGGAUCUUGCUGCUAUCGCUGUAAGUCACUGCGAAGAUUUGUGGAGCCAGUUGGGUAAGCAGAAGGACUCUGGUUUGACCUCAGAAGCUGAAGCUAAAUUAGCUUCAGCGGCAGUCGCAAUUGCAGCUGCUGCAUCAGUUGCUAAAGCAGCAGCUGCUGCUGCAAAGAUUGCUUGUAAUGCUGCACUGCAGGCAAAGCUGAUGGCUGACGAGGCCUUCCUCUCCAGUAAAACCAGUGGUGUGAUUUCAACUUGUGUGAAAUCUUCCAGUGACGUGCACGAUAUAGGAAAUGCUACGCCGACAUCCAUUUUAAAGAGUAAUAAUGUCGCAAAUCAGUCAAGUGCAAUUCUUGUAGCUGCAAAAGAAGCUGCUAAAAGGAGGGUUGAAGCAGCUUCAGCCGCAUCUAGACAAGCUGAAAACUUGGACGCGAUAGUGAAAGCUGCAGAGCUUGCUGCAGCUGCAGUAUCACAAGCUGGGAAAAUUGUUGCGAUGGGUGAACCUUUGCCUUUGAAUGACUUAAUUGAAGCUGGUCCAGAUGGCUACUGGAAAUUACCGCAACCUGCAGUGUUGGCUGAAAAAGUCAGAGAUGGGAACACGGACCAGUCAGGUGCUAUCAGUUUAGAAAAAGCUGCUGAUAUACCUGUGGGUAUUCUAGCGGAUUCUGUAGAGAAGGGAGGAUCUAUGAUUGUAGGUAUAGAUGAUAUACGUGGAACAGGGGGACCGUUUGGCUCUUUGAAUGCCACUAUGAAUUUGUCAGAUAACGUCAUGGGCUCCAAAGAUAUGGAUGCGAAGGACUUUAGAACCGCAAUAGACCAUGAAGCUUCUGACACAUCAAAAUCUGCAAGAGUGGCUGCUGAACCUGAUGCUCUCCAGAGAACAACUAAUGGUAAGGCUGAGCAUGAUGAAUUGGGUGCCGGUGCUCAGGAUGCCAUUAGGGAAGGUUCUCUCGUUGAGGUUUUCAAGCCUGGAAACAGCCUAAAAUCUGCAUGGUACUCUGCGAAUGUCUUGAGUCUAGAAGAUGGAAAAGCUUAUAUAUGUUACAACGAUCUAUUGUCAGAUGAAGGUUCUGGAAAUCUCCAGGAAUGGGUAACUCUAGAAGCUGAAGGGAGUAAUGCCCCUACCAUACGUGCUGCUCAACCUUCGUCUGCUUCGCAAUUUCAACAAACAAGAAAGAGACGUAGGGAUGCUCUUGGAGAUUAUGCAUGGAGUGUUGAAGAUAGGGUUGAUGUGUGGAUAGAUGACUGCUGGUGGGAAGGUGUGGUUACAGAAAAAAAUGAAAAGGAUGAAACAACAUUAAAAGUCCAUAUUCCAGCCCAAGGAGAGACUUCUACUGUGAGGGCGUGGAAUUUGCGGGCGUCACGCUCUUGGAUUGAUGGUAAAUGGAUCGAAUACUCCACUUCUAGAGGACAAAACACUUCUGAACAGAGUGAUACACCACAGGAGAAACGCCAAAAAUUGGGAAUAUCUGCAUUAGCUACCAAAGCAAAGGAUAAGGAAUCAAAUAAUGUGGAUUCAGCUAUUGCGAAACCUGAACAAUCAAAAUUUUUUACUUUGUCGACUAGUGAAAGAACAUUUGACAUUGGUAAAACAACCAAUGAUGAUAACAAGCGUGCUACACGUCGACCUUUGAGAACAAAUCAGCAGAAGGAAGGGACAGGAGUAGUCUUUGGAGUCCCUAAGCCAACUGGAAAGAAGCGAAAAUUCAUGGAAGUCAGUAAACAUUUCCCUGCAAACAAGAGCAAUAAGGGUAGUGAAGUGAAUGACUCAGUCAAGUUCGCAAAAUACUUGAUGCCACAAGGAGCAGCUACACGAGGAUGGAAAGUUCCAUCAAGAACUGACUCCAAGGAAAAACGAAUAGUUGGAUCCAAACCUAGAAUUAUUAGCACUCGUAAAGCUAAUCGAACACUACCUCAAAGGGAGAAUUUUAGGUCGACUGUGGCUCAAGAUGCUGAAAGUUCGAUGGAUCAUGGGAUUGAUGCAGAGGAUCAUGUUGGUCAUGAUGAGAAUACAUCAGACAAAUCGAUAGAGCAUGGUUCCGAUGCCUGUGAAGAGGCAGCUGAAGCUCCACUGUCGUCUUUGCUUCCUCAUUCUCAAAGCACCACAUCUAAGAAGAUUUCUUCGACGAAUUUGAAAACCAAUCGACUAUAUAGAGGAAGACUAUUGCCUUCUGGUGGAAAGUUGAGUAAAAUAGAAGAGGACACAACUUACUCUGCUGAUACUGGUAAAUCAACACUGGAUUCUUCUGAGCCUCGUAGAUCUAACCGCAGAAUCCAGCCAACACAUAGACUAUUAGAAGGUCUCCAGAGCUCUAUGGUAAUUCCCAAGAUGCCUUCCGUUUCACAUGACAAAAGUCGUAGGAACUUGCCACCCCGAGGAAAAUAACCUCAGGAAAAUAUCAUGAGGUUCAACCAACCCAUUUCUGGAAUUGGAGGCGGCUACUGAUUCAUUCGUUCACAGGCAGUCUGUAUAUUUAUAGUCUCUUUUUAGGAUUUAGGACUUGGACUACUGAGUUUAGUUUUAGUUGUAAAAUCUAUGCUUUAGAUGUUUAUAUUUUAUUGUAGGUCUUGAAAAAGUGUAUUGGAUUCUGCUCUGGGGUCCUUACUCUAUGCGGUUGUACAUCAUUGCGCUUGGUUUAGUUAGGCUUUAAGGUGCCUUUCUAUUGCAUUUUGCGUUGUUCAAUAGUUUAGAUCCGAUAUUGCACUU